GACCCCUGCUACUACGUGGUGUAGGUGUGGGGUUUGCAACUGCUAUUUCUUUGUGCUGGGAGCUGUGACUGUGACCAAUAUUGACAAAAGACCUGUUCAGAAGAAGCUAUGGAGGCUGGAGGAUGGCGAUGCCCAAGACAAAGGCAAGUCCUGUUUCUCUUUCUGUUUUGGAGAGUAUCCUUGGCAAGAUCUGGGUUUGGACGAUAUUCGGUGACAGAGGAAACAGAGAGAGGAUCCUUUGUGGUCAAUCUGGCAACAGACCUGGGACUAGGGGACCGGGAGCUGGUUGCUAGGGGAGCCCGGGUGGUUUUUGAUGAUAACAAACAACAUUUGCUCCUGGAUUCUCAUACUGGGGAUUUGCUCACAAAUGAGAAACUGGAUCGGGAGAAGCUGUGUGGCUCCAUGGAGCCCUGUGUGCUGUAUUUCCAAAUUUUAAUGGAUAGCCCCUUUCAGAUUUACCGGGCUGAGCUGAGGGUCAGGGACAUAAAUGAUCAUUCACCAGUGUUUCAGGACAAAGAAACAGUCUUAAAAAUAGCAGAAAAUACAGCUGAAGGGACAACAUUUAGACUAGAAAGAGCGCAGGAUUCAGAUGGAGGACCUAAUGGUAUCCAAAACUACACCAUCAACCCCAACCCUUUUUUCCAUAUUAAAAUUAAUGACAGUGAUGGAGACAUGAUAUAUCCAGAGCUAGUUUUGGACAAGGCACUGGAUAGGGAAAAGCAGCAAGAGCUCAGUUUAACACUGACUGCACUUGAUGGUGGGUCUCCACCCAGGUCUGGGACCUGCACCAUACGCGUUGUGAUCCUGGAUGUCAAUGACAAUGCCCCACAGUUUUCUCAGGCAAUUUACCAGUUCCAGGUUCCAGAGAACAGCCUGGUAGGUUCCCUUAUUGCUAAAGUCUCUGCAGCGGAUAUAGACUCUGGAGUUUAUGCAGACAUAUCCUAUUCAUUUUUUGAUGCUUCUGAAGAUAUUCGAACAACGUUUCAAAUCAAUCCUUUUUCUGGGGAAAUCAUCCUCAGAGUGUUGCUUGAUUAUGAGCUAGUAAAGUCUUACAACAUCAACAUCCAGGCAACCGAUGGUGGGAGCCUUUCAGCAAGAUGUAUGGUUUUGGUUGAUGUAUUAGACACUAAUGAUAAUCCCCCUGAACUGAUCAUGUCAUCACUUUCUAACCACGUUCCUGAAAACUCUCCUGAGACAAUACUGGCUGUUUUUAGGAUAAAGGACAGAGAUUCUGGAGAAAAUGGAAAAAUGGCUUGCUACAUUCAAGAUAAUCUGCCAUUCCUCCUGAGACCCUCUGUCGAGAAUUUUUACAUUCUAAUGACAGAAGGAGCACUGGACAGAGAAAGCCAAGCAGAAUACAACAUCACCAUCACCGUCAGUGACAUGGGAACCCCCAGGCUGAAAACCCAGCACAACAUCACCGUGCAGGUCUCCGACGUCAACGACAACGCCCCCGCCUUCACCCAGACCGCCUACACCCUCUUCGUCCGCGAGAACAACAGCCCCGCCCUGCACAUAGGCAGCGUCAGCGCCUCGGACAGAGACGCGGGCGCCAACGCCCAGGUCGCCUACUCGCUGCUGCCGCCCCGCGACCCCAGCCUGCCCCUGGCCUCGCUCGUGUCCAUCAACGCGGACAACGGGCAGCUGUUCGCCCUGAGGGCGCUGGACUACGAGGCCCUGCAGGCGUUCGAGUUCGGCGUGGGCGCCACGGACCGCGGGUCGCCGGCGCUGAGCAGCCAGGCGCUGGUGCGCGUGCAGGUGCUGGACGCCAACGACAACGCGCCCUUCGUGCUGUACCCGCUGCAGAACGGCUCCGCGCCCUGCACCGAGCUGGUGCCCCGCGCGGCCGAGCCGGGCUACGUGGUGAGCAAGGUGGUGGCGGUGGACGGCGACUCGGGCCAGAACGCCUGGCUGUCGUACCAGCUGCUCAAGGCCACGGAGCCCGGGCUGUUCGGCGUGUGGGCGCACAACGGCGAGGUGCGCACGGCGCGGCCGCUGGGCGAGCGCGACGCGGCCCGGCACCGGCUGCUCGUGCUGGUCAAGGACAACGGCGAGCCGCCGCUGUCGGCCAGCGUCACGCUGCACGUGCUGCUGGUGGACGGCUUCUCGCAGCCCUUCCUGCCGCUGCCCGAGGCGGCGGCCGACGCGGCGCGGGCCGACCCGCUCACCGUCUACCUGGUCGUGGCGCUGGCGUCGGUGUCGUCGCUCUUCCUGUUCUCGGUGCUGGCGUUCGUGGCGGUGCGGCUGUGCAGGAGGAGCAGGGCCGGCUUGGCGGGUGGCUGCUCGGUUCCCGAGGCCCGCUUUCCGGGCCACCUGGUGGACGUCAGCGGCACGGGGACCCUGUCCCAGAGCUACCAGUAUGAGGUGUGUCUGACCGGAGGCUCAGGGACCACCAGCGAGUUCAAGUUCCUGAAGUCUGUUGCCUCCAAGCACCCGGGAUCUAUGAAUGGUGUGGAGGAAAACCCAAAUUUUGUAAACCGUUUUGGAUUCAGUUAGGGAUUUGUUAAUUUUUCAGCGCAUUCAAGA
Pteronotus mesoamericanus is the source of this 2526-nucleotide messenger RNA. Its product is annotated as protocadherin beta-10-like. Gene Ontology annotation, biological process: homophilic cell-cell adhesion. Gene Ontology annotation, cellular component: plasma membrane. The coding region runs from base 109 to 2496 and encodes 795 amino acids. The record is from RefSeq and is a predicted model, not a curated record. Gene Ontology annotation, molecular function: calcium ion binding. The transcript has a single exon. Lineage: Eukaryota; Metazoa; Chordata; Mammalia; Chiroptera; Mormoopidae.